This is a messenger RNA of Xenopus laevis (African clawed frog), 5555 nucleotides long. RefSeq names its product transmembrane protein 132E L homeolog (gene tmem132e.L). The transcript has 9 exons. Bases 1317 to 4565 code for a protein of 1082 amino acids. The record is from RefSeq and is a predicted model, not a curated record. Lineage: Eukaryota; Metazoa; Chordata; Amphibia; Anura; Pipidae.
CCCACCCCCUCGUGGGUUAAGGAGAAAAGCCCUUGGUUGAUGGGGUAGCCAGACUGUUAUGAGACAGACAAAGGGUUGCUGCUAGUGCCAGAAGCUCAUCUAAGCCUUCUGCAGUAGGCGGACAGCACACAACUUCAGGCUAAUACGUGCUGCUGCAUCUGGCUCCAGCUGCUUCACUUGCUCUUACACGCUGUGGCGCUUGAAACCGAAUAGUCGUCGGACCAGGGGGCUCAAUACCUUGCGACCACCUGCUGCAGCCUCAUAGGAUCAUGGAAAACAGAGGCGCCUAGAGCGCAGAAAGAUCCCCAAGCAAGGCACGCGCGCCCCCGACUCCCUCCCUCUCCUUUCCUUUGCAGCCCACGUGAGCCAGGCUGCUUGACUGACUGCAAGCCCGAGUCCAAGUCAUUGAGCAGACAGAAUCAGCAUCUCUCGGUCAAGGACAACGCUUCGGCUCCCCCUCUCCUUUAUUCCCCUGAACAAGUCCAACAGGCUGCCUGUGCGCACCAAGACGUCUUUGGGCACAACUGUCACCUGACUAAGUGCUAAGGCGAUUCUUGCAGCCCAGUUUGAGCGCCCAGCUGGCAGCGAUUCUCCACUCUCCGCUUUUAGCAGCCAAAGUUUUUAUGUGCGACUCCAACUCCCUGUGGGGAUGCUAGUGAUGCGUGCGUCUGACUGAUCGGGACCCUGGUGUUUGGAUUCGUAUCCAGGCGGAGAAGCCAUUCUGGGUGUUUUUUUGGUUGCACCGCGGACGUUACAGAAGACGUGCUCUGGGAACUAAGCUCCUCUCUGUUAUUCACACUAGCCUGCAUACACUCUCCUUGGGGGCUCUAUACGGAGCCAUAUAAAAAGCGAUAUUAUCUGUAACAAAACUUUUAUCUGGCAAAUAUUCCUAGCAUUGUAUGGAUACAUAACAUUCUCCUUCUGUAAGGACUCCCUGGAGCUAUACAUGUGUAUGAGGAGCAGCGCAGCCUGCCUCUGCUUUGGCUUUUAUUGCCUUUUGUAGCCUCUGCUACUGCCUUCAGCUGCUGCUGUCAUGCAGCCUCAACAGGAACCUUCGGGGGAUUCGCUUAACACCAAUUAGAUUACAGCCUAUUUCUUAUCAAGCCCACGCGGAGCCCAUAUUAUUUUGCGUUGGACGCGUAAAGUAGUAGCUGCAUUAUGAGCUGAGCUGUCCCGUAUUUACAACUUUUACCCUGCUUCUUUUAUCAGUCCAUGAAACAGCAGAAGGCAAAGGAUUGAGGCUGGACUAAAAUUAUCUAGAGGAUAUUUGGCUGUAUUCGUGACCCGUUCUCCUAGCACUGGGGCUAUAGUAGCACAUGCUCAUCAUGGCUGGAAGAAGGAGGUAUCCAGGACUUUUAUGCAGCUACCACCACUACAAUGGCUACUCUAACUAUCACUACAUGUACUGCUGCCUUCUCAUUAUUAUUGCUACAAAGGCAACCUGCAAAGUACUGCCUACAAACUCAGCCCAUCCCACAGCACUUCCACCAUCCCCAGCUGCCAUACUUCCAGUCAGCUAUCGCCUGUCUAAUACACGUUUGGCCUUCUUCUUGAGAGAGGCUGGGCCUCUUCCAGCAUGGAAUUCAAGCACCCCGUUGUUACAACGUUCAGAGCCUUUUGUGGUGUUUCAAACAAAAGAUUUGCCAAUCCUUAAUGUUACUUUGGGGCCUUUCGCUGCUGGGCAGGUGCUGCCAAAAGAACUGCUGCAACCUUCAAGCACCAUAGAGGUCCCUGACCAAUUAACUGUAAACUGGAAAAUUCGUGCCUAUAUCAUUCGCACAAAGAUACCUACUAGCCAUCCAGUAGCACAGGUACUUUUUUAUGUAGCUGGCCGGGACUGGGAUGACUUUAGUGUUACAGAACGUCUACCUUGUGUCCGACUUCAUGUUUUCCGGGAUGUAAGAGACAUAAAAAGUUCUUGCAGACUUCGAGGAAACUUAGCUACUUGCCUUGCCCAGGCUGAACUACCACAGAACUGGUUUGGAUUGGCAGUUGCACCCAUGGGACGUAGAAAACCUUCACCUGAUGGGGCAGAACUUAAUGAAGAAAGCCUACAAGUAGAACUGUUUUAUACUUUGCAUGCUCCGGACUCAGCUGGUGGGUGUUCAAAUGAACCAGGGACACGUAGGGGAGGAGAAGCCCCAACUCAGCAUCCCCUUCUUCGUAUUGGAAGUAUCAGUCUAUAUAAGCCUGUUGUAGUUGAGCAUAUGGAAGAACAACAGUUGGAUACUAAUGUCUUCAUCAGGCUUCCAGGCCACCCACUACGACCAGGAGAGAUCCUGAGCAUAAUGCUAUAUUUGGUAGCAAAUUCCAGCGUAGAGCACUUCACACUCAGGGUGAAGGCAAAGAAGGGAAUAAAUCUACAGAGUACCAAAUCCAGGGAUCCAAAAUGGCUGGUGAACUCCGAAUUGCUGACAGGGGGAAAACAUUCCACAGCGACUGUAGAUGUGUCCCGAGUUCAAGGAAUCCCAUAUCUGAGUGAAGAUUCCGCUUACCAGAUAAUGCAGCUUGACUUUGAAAUGGAGAAUUUCACCAGUCAGUCAGUCACAAGACGUAUAAUGUGGCACGUAGAUUACCGGGGUCGAAAUCCUCCUCCUGAUCUGGAGAAGGCUGUAACUGAACUAACUGUGAUACAGAAGGACAUUCGCGCAAUUGUCCCAUUAGCAAUGGAUACGGAAAUUAUUAACACUGCCAUUCUGACGGGACGUACAGUUGCAAUACCAGUCAAAGUUCUAGCUAUUGAGACAUCGGGCAUUAUUACUGAUAUCACCUCUGUUACAGAGUGCAGAUCCAGCAAUGAAGACAUUAUAAAGGUGUCAAGCAGCUGUGACUAUGUGUUUGUCAGCGGGAAGGAAACAAGGGGCUCUAUGAAUGCGCAGGCUGUAUUUAGCUAUGAACACCUCAGUGCACCAUUAGAAAUGACAGUCUGGGUACCCAAAAUCCCAUUGUACAUUGAGCUAUCUGAUUCCAAACUGAGUCAAGUAAAAGGCUGGAGAAUCCCGAUACUGCCAGACAGAAGGUCUGUUCGGGACAGUGAUGAUGAGGAUGAUGACGAGGAUGAUAGAAAGCUCUCCCGUGGAUGUACUUUGCAGUACCAACAUGCUACUCUUCAAGUAUUUACCCAGUUUCACACAACCUCCGCAGAGGGUACUGACCAAGUUAUCACCAUGCUGGGUCCUGAUUGGUUGGUAGAGGUUACUGACCUAGUAAAUGACUUCAUGCAGGUGGAAGACCCACGAAUAGCAGAAAUGGUUGACAGUAAUACACUUGCUGGACGUGAGCCUGGAACUACAUUAUUUAAAGUGGUGUCUCCUCUGAUGGAAACAGUGCUUGGUCAGACUCCUAUUACAGUGACAGAGGAAAAAGUAAGCAUAAUUGAGCUGCGGGCCCAGGUGAUAUCUGGCCUAACCCUCUCUCUUCAUCCAAGUCCUGGAAACAGCCACACUAUCAUUGCAAAGACAAGUGCCCAGCACAUUCUGAAAUCCCCCAAACAGGAAGGCCUGUUGAACCUUUGGCUUACAUUCAGUGAUGGAUCCUCUGUACCUCUUUCGCUGUAUGAUCCCAAAGACUAUACCCUUUCCGUGAGCAGUCUAGAUGAACGAGUGAUCUCAGUGAGCCCAGACCGUACCUUCCCCAUUAUAACAGCUGGAGAGGAGCAGGGCACAGGAACCCUUCUGCGGGCUGAGAUGAUAAUAAAUGAGAUCUGCCAAAAAACAAAGAGGAAGAGCAUUUUGUCUACAGCAACAGCACUAGUGCAGGUCAUGUUUGGUCCGGAUGAGCCAGGAGAAGAGGAAGAACCAGGAAAAUUAGUGAGUGUUGUACCACCACAUUUUCCUGGACAGGAAAACAAAGAAACACCUGGCACAACACUGAUUACACCACUUUCUACAUCAGUUGAGGAUCUCAGUUCACUUGGUUCUGGGGAAUAUCCAUUACCAGUUCCUACAGUUUUCCCCCAAUUGCCUCGAGGAUUGACAGACUUAGAAAUUGGCAUGUAUGCACUCUUGGGAGUUUUCUGUCUAGCCAUUCUGGUAUUUCUCAUAAACUGCAUAGUUUUUGUUCUUAAAUAUAGACACAAGAGAGUCCCACCAGAAGGUCAGGCAAACCCUGAUCAUUCCCAUCACUGGGUUUUCCUAGGAAAUGGACAACCCCUCAGGGCACGAGGGGAACUAUCACCACAACCUGAAAGUCCUGCCAAUCUUUUGGAGGCUGGAAGUUUACCCCCUCAUCAUUCUUCAUGUUGUAGAGGUGAAGCACGAGGAAGUAGCAGUAACAGUAGCUCCCAGGCCAGUGUACAAAGUCAAUCACAUGGACGGGGGGACGGAUCUUCUGGGGGAGGUGGCUCAAGUCGAGAAGCCAGUGAGGACCCUCUAAGCUCAUCACCCACAUCAAAGCGAAAGCGAGUAAAGUUUACCACCUUCACUAGCUUGCCCAGUGAAGGAAGUGUAUAUGAUGCAGUACCAGGGGCAGAGGAAAAUGAUAUGGAGUGGGUUUGCCGGGACAUGGGACUCCGAGAUCCCCAGGAGCUUAGAGACUACAUCAGGAGGGUCAGAGAAAUGGCAUAGCCUUGGUGUUUGUUGGGGCUGUUGGGACUAGAUGAGCAAACAUGCACCCAAAAAGGAUUGUUGCUUUCUCCCAAACAUGGAGAAUGGGCUUAAAGUUCUCUUUGUGUCUCGCUAUUAAUGUAUUCAAUCUCAUACUAUACCACCACUCUUUUUCUUCCAAAAUAUCAGUAUUCAUUCACCUAAAUCAUUGUCUUUCUAUGUCUCUUUUUCUUCUUCAUAUAUGUACUAAGCCCUUUCAUAUAUACCAGCCAUACAAAAAGGAGCAUGUUGUUUACAAUGUCUCUGUAUUCUUUGUGAUAAAGAAGAACAAGGAACUUUGGCUCCGACAUGUCAUGCAUACCAUUAAAAAUAUCUAUACAAAUCUAGUUCAGUGAGGUUUCGAAAAAAGGAAGAAGUCUACCACACUGUAGCUUCAAAAAUACAGAGAACCUGAACUAGAUCUGAUUUUCCAUCUUAAUUGCUUACAUUUCACAACAAUCCAGACAACAAAUUAGGAGACCAUGAUGGUUGUGACAAAGUACAGUAGCCUGGACAGCUUUUAAAUCAAAACAACUACUACUGCUUAUACACAGGCUUUACACUAAAGAAAAAAAGGAAGACGUUCAGAAUGAAUGGAGAUUCUGAGGCACAAAAUUGACUGCUUUUUGGGAAUCAGCAUACAAAUGUGUAAUAAGUAUACCAUGACACCACAAGGUAUUUGUGCUGAGAAAGAAAACAAAGUUUCAUCUGGUGACAAUAUGAGCAAAUUAUGGCUCAUUUCAUUCCCAAAUUAUGUCAUUUGGAAAAUCCAGAAAGCUCAGAAUACCAUCAAUGGAAUUCAUGGCCAAAAAUAUAGACACAUUAAAGUAAAACUAUGAAAUAUGAAUGUGUUUCUGAAAUGUUGUUUUGGUCAGAUUCAUCAGAAUUGAAUAAUAACAUUAGUAAUAAUAAACAGUAAGAUUAAAGCACCUCAAAAUUUACACAAAUUCUCUCAGGGGAAGUGAGCAGCUA